Eruca vesicaria subsp. sativa (arugula) is the source of this 379-nucleotide messenger RNA. The record is from the annotation of a GenBank genome assembly. Lineage: Eukaryota; Viridiplantae; Streptophyta; Magnoliopsida; Brassicales; Brassicaceae.
AUAUUUCUCUCUUUCAAUGUCAGAAGAACUUCAAGAAUCAGACGUUAUAUUUUCCGAUUAUCAUUUCAUGAGUAACAACAACAAGAAGAAUAGCAACAACGAAAACAACAAAAGAAAGAAACCAACGACGGUGAAAAGGUCAUCUCCGGUUAGAAUCCCGUCGUUCCGGUGUACGGAAGCUGAGGAGGAUGAGGAUGGGAGUGAAAUGAUUCCGCCGCAUGUCAUCAUUGGAAAACGAAGAGUGGAGGCGAAAAUGGCGUUUUCGUUUUGUACCCUCAAAGGAAGAGACCUGAGUCGCCACCGUAACUCGGUUCUUAGGAUGACCGGUUUUUUGGAAGCUUAAUUGAUCUUAAAAUACAGCCGAACUGGUAUGGUUAAG